Solanum verrucosum is the source of this 490-nucleotide messenger RNA. RefSeq names its product heavy metal-associated isoprenylated plant protein 24-like. The record is from RefSeq and is a predicted model, not a curated record. Gene Ontology annotation, molecular function: metal ion binding. The transcript is spliced from 2 exons. Lineage: Eukaryota; Viridiplantae; Streptophyta; Magnoliopsida; Solanales; Solanaceae. Bases 38 to 490 code for a protein of 150 amino acids.
UUUAAAGUUAAUUUCUUCUUUAUAUCAAAAGCAAAAAAUGGGAGUUUCAGGGACACUGGAGUACUUGUCUGAAGUACUUAGCAACGUUAAGAAGAGUAAGAAAAAGAAACAAAUCGCAACUGUAUCCAUCAAAAUUAGAAUGGACUGUGAAGGUUGUGCUCGUAAAGUCAAGAAUGCUCUCUCUAAAGUAAAAGGUGCAAAAUCAGUGGAUGUGGACUUAAAGCAACAGAAAGCAACAGUAACAGGCUUUGUGGAGCCAAAAAAAGUGUUGAAGGCAGCACAAUCCACUGGUAAAAAAUGUGAGAUUUGGCCAUAUGUGCCUUAUAGUAUGGUGGCACAUCCUUAUGCUGCUGCUGUUUAUGACAAAAAGGCACCUCCUAAUUUUGUAAGGGCAACUGCUGAUCCUUCUAUUGCUCACUUAAAUCCUGUUGAAGAACAAUAUUCACUUAUGUUUAGUGAUGAAAAUCCAAAUGCUUGUAAUAUUAUGUAG